Molecule: messenger RNA, 1164 nt
Organism: Psammomys obesus (fat sand rat)
Lineage: Eukaryota; Metazoa; Chordata; Mammalia; Rodentia; Muridae
Gene: Gpr132
Product: G protein-coupled receptor 132
Exons: 2
Coding region: 1-1131 (376 amino acids)
Biological process (GO): G1/S transition of mitotic cell cycle; G protein-coupled receptor signaling pathway; negative regulation of G2/M transition of mitotic cell cycle
Cellular component (GO): membrane
Molecular function (GO): G protein-coupled receptor activity
Source: RefSeq, a predicted model, not a curated record
AUGAGAUCGGAACCCACCAGUGCACCAGGAAACGCCACCCUGGGGCUCAUACUUCAGGCGUGUGCCUCGGUCACACGCCACCCACCCUAUGAUGAGAGCAGAGUGGUGGUGGUGCUGGUGUACAGCGCUGUGUGCAUACUGGGCCUGCCGGCCAACUGCCUAACUGCGUGGCUGACGCUGCUGCAGGUGCUGCAGGGAAACGUGCUGGCCGUCUACCUGUUCUGCCUGUCACUCUGUGAGCUGUUCUACAUCGGCACGCUGCCGCUCUGGAUCAUCUACAUCCAGAACCAGCACAAUUGGACCCUGGGUCCACAGGCCUGCCGAGUGACUGCCUACGUCUUCUUUUGCAACAUCUACAUCAGCAUUCUUCUACUGUGCUGCAUUUCCUGCGACCGCUACCUGGCGGUAGUCUACGCUCUGGAGAGCCGAGGCCGCCGCCACCAGAAGACGGCCAUCAUUGUUUCUGUGUGUGUGUUUGUUCUCGUGGCACUUGUCAACUACCCAGUGUUUGACAUGAAAGUGGAACGCUCCUGCUUUGAGCCCCUGGGGAUGGAUGGUAAGAUAGCCAACUACCAUUACCUGCGUUUUACCUUUGGCUUUGCUGUCCCUCUUGGCAUCCUUGCAUUCACCAAUCACCGGGUUUUCAGGAGCAUCAAGCUCAGCAUGAGCCUGAGCGCGGCACAGAAAACCAACGUGAAGCACUCAGCCAUCGCGGUCGUCACCAUCUUCCUGGUCUGCUUCGCUCCAUACCAUGUGGUGCUCCUCAUCAAAGCUGCCAGCUUCUCCUUCUACCGAGGAGACAGGCUCGCCGUGUGUGAAUUUGAAAGAAGACUAUACACAGCCUCUGUGGUGUUUCUGUGCCUGUCCACAGUCAAUAGUGUGGCUGACCCCAUCAUCUAUGUGCUGGCCACAGACCAUUCUCGGCAAGAAGUGUCCCGAAUCCACACAGAGUGGAAAAAGUGGUCCACAAAGACAGAUGUCACAUACUUAAAGGACUCUGAGGAGAUACGCUCACCCACAGCUCUCACAAGCACCUAUACCUUCCCUGACCCCGUGCACCUUCCAGGAUCACAGCCAGCCAAACUGGGCGUACUGUGUACGCCAGAGAGACUGCCUGAGGAAUUCUGCUAAGCCCCACUCUUCCUCAGGGGAGGAUGCUAAGCC